Molecule: messenger RNA, 2535 nt
Organism: Sorex araneus (European shrew)
Lineage: Eukaryota; Metazoa; Chordata; Mammalia; Eulipotyphla; Soricidae
Gene: DSC1
Product: desmocollin 1
Exons: 16
Coding region: 1-2535 (844 amino acids)
Biological process (GO): homophilic cell-cell adhesion
Cellular component (GO): plasma membrane; desmosome
Molecular function (GO): calcium ion binding
Source: RefSeq, a predicted model, not a curated record
AUGGCUGUGGCCUGCGCUUCCCCAGGGAGCAUCUUCUGUAAGCAGUUCCUAUUCUCUCUCCUGGUUUUGAUAUUACUAUGCGAUGCUUGUCAGAAAAUUUCUCUUCAGGUUCCUUCUCACAUUCCAUCUGGCACACUUGUGGGCAAAGUGAGCCUGAAGGAGUGCCUCAGCUCAGCAAGCGUCAUCAAGUCGAGUGAUCCUGACUUCAGCGUUCAGGAAGAUGGCUCAAUUUUUACCACACAGGACCUCAGUUUAUCUUCUGAAAGGAAGAGUUUCUCUAUUUUCCUUUCAGACAGUCAGACAAAGGAACCGAAAAUAAUGGAAAUUACACUGGUAAAAAGAAGAAAGAAGGUUACAGAGAAGAGACAGAGCAGAACUGCAGAAAGAAUGCUCAAGCGCAGCAAGAGACGAUGGGCUCCUAUUCCCUGCUCGCUGAUGGAGAACUCACUAGGGCCCUUUCCACAACAUGUUCAGCAGGUUCAAUCUGAUACUGCACAGAACUAUACCAUAUUUUACUCCAUAAGUGGACCAGGAGUAGACAAAGAGCCCUUUAAUUUGUUCUACAUAGAAAAAGAUACUGGAGAUAUCUAUUGUACACGAAGCAUCGACCGUGAGCAAUAUGAAGAGUUUCCGAUAUAUGCCUAUGCAACAACUGAAGAUGGUUAUGCACCAGAGUACCCACUACUAUUGUUAUUCAAGGUUGAAGAUGACAAUGAUAAUGCCCCAUAUUUUGAAACACAACUGACUGUUUUCAGUGUGCCUGAAAAUUGCAGGUCCGGAACUCCAGUGGGAAAAGUGACUGCCACUGACCUUGAUGAACCCGACACUCUACAUACUCGUCUGAAGUACAAAAUCUUGCAGCAAAUCCCAGAUCAUCCAAAGCAUUUUGCUGUACAUCCAGAUACAGGUGUCAUCACGACACUCACGCCUUUUCUGGAUAGAGAAAAAUGUGAUACUUACCAGUUAAUAAUGGAAGUGCGAGAUAUGGCAGGCCAAUCUUUUGGUUUAUUUAAUACGGGAACAAUUACAAUUUCACUAGAAGAUGAAAACGACAAUUCACCAUAUUUUACAGAAACCUCUUAUUUUACAGAAGUCGAAGAAAAUAGAAUUGAUGUUGAAAUUUUACGAAUGAAGGUUCAUGAUAAGGAUUUGCCAAACACUCCUCACUCACGGGCUGUAUACAAGAUCCUGAAAGGAAAUGAAAAUGGAAACUUCAAAAUUACCACAGACCCAAAUACAAAUGAAGCUGUCCUGUGUGUUGUCAAGGCAUUAAACUUUGAAGCCAGUAAGGAAGUAGUUUUGCAAAUUGGUGUAGUUAAUGAAGCACAAUUCUCUAAACCAGGAAACUCUCAAGCUCCUACAAUGUGCACUACUACUGUCACUGUUAAAGUUAAAGAUGCCGAUGAGGGUCCUGAAUGCCAACCUCCAGUUAGAGUUCUUCAGAGUAGAGAUGGUCUCCAAGUUGGUCAAUCUCUUCAGGGAUACCAAGCUAUAGAUCCAGAAACUCGCAGUGGCCAAGGCUUAACGUAUAAGAAGAUAGUUGAUGAAGAUAAUUGGUUUGAAAUUGAUGAAAACACUGGUAAUUUGAAAACUGUAAAAGUGCUGGACAGAGAAUCAAAAUUCGUAAAAAAUGAUAGAUACAAUAUUUCUGUUGUCGCAACGGAUGCAAAUGGCAAAUCUUGCACUGGAACAUUAGUAAUUUUUUUGGAAGACUUUAAUGAUCACCCUCCACAGAUUGCAAAAGAAGUGACGAUUUGUCAGAAUGAUAAGGACUUUGCUGUUCUUCAACCUGUGGAUCUAGAUGGGCCUGACAAUGGUCCACCUUUUGAAUUCAUUUUGGACAAUUCUGCCAGCAGGCUUUGGACAAUAGAACCAAGGGAUGGAGGCAAAACUGCCAUUAUUCGUCAACGACACACUCUCGAAAGUGAUUUUUAUAAUGUACCUAUGCAAAUAAGAGAUAGACAUGGUAUUUCUGCAAAACACAUGUUAACAGUUAGAGUAUGUGAUUGCACAACUCCAAGUGACUGUAAAAUGAGAGCUCAAGACAGAGAUGCUAAGCCAAAUGUUAUCCUUGGAAGAUGGGCUAUUCUUGCCAUGGUUUUGGGUUCUGCUUUGUUGUUAUGUAUUUUGUUCACAUGUUUCUGUGUUACUGUUAAAAGAACAGCAAAGAAAUGUAUUCCUGAAGAUGUAGCCCAGCAAAAUUUAAUUGUAUCAAAUACUGAAGGACCUGGGGAAGAAGUGACGGAAGCAAAUAUUAGACUCCCCACACAGGCAUCCAACAUUUGUGACACAAGCAUGUCUGUGGGCACUCUUGGUGGCCAGGGAAUCAAGUCACAGCAGAACUUUGAGAUGCUCAAAAGCGGCUACACUUUGGAAUCCAACAAAGGAGGUGGACACCAGACCCUGGAUUCUGUGAAGGGAGUAGGACAGGGAGGAAUGGAUGUUGGCAGAUACACAUAUACCGACUGGCACAGCUUCACGCAGCCUCGGCUUGGCGAAGAAUCCAUUAGAGGACACACUCUGAUUAAAAAUUAA